CAAUGAGCACGGCCAGAACGACGACCACGACAACCACGCUGCUGACCACGGGCAGGACGACACGCUAGCUUUUAUCGAUUUUCAGAGGACACACUCAUUGGAGUGCCUUGUGCGUGUUUGCAAAUCAAAAAUUGGCAGACACACGCACAGUCGGAAGGAAGUUGGGUCCGGUGGCGCAUUGAUUCGCAGCUGGGAGAGCUGGGCGUCUGCGCCUCCUGCGCGGCCCCUUAAGACGGCCUACACAUGAGCAUGCUGGGCUUUGUCUACUUGGUGCUCAUACUGGGCUGGAUAUUGAUCGUGUUGUUUCUCAAGUGCAAAAAGUCGCUGUCGGCGCCAUUUCGCUUUGGCGAGAACUACACGGAUGCCAUCGCGGAGACGAACGUCGAGCGUCGUCCCUCGGUGCAUGUGAUCCAGCUGCAGAGCGAGGAUAUCGAACAGGAGGAUCACUAUAUGAACAAUUUUCAUAGGCAGUCGGACAAUUUGCAGCGCUACUCGCAUCGAUCUACGCUCGAGGAGCGCGCCAUUGAGCGCACAUAUCCGACAGAUGCGGUCAUUAAUCCCGCCUACCUGCACGACGAGGAUUAUGUGAUUAAUGCGCCGCCGCCAUCCUAUGAGGAGGUAAUGCGACAGCCGCAGGUCUAUCCGCAGGUGCGCCACAAUAAUCAUAAGAUUAGCGAUCUAAGCAUUUGAGCUUGAGCUAAAGCUAGGCUACUUAAGAUAUCUCUGUACAUAUGUAGUUUUGUCAACUGUG
Molecule: messenger RNA, 751 nt
Organism: Drosophila montana
Lineage: Eukaryota; Metazoa; Arthropoda; Insecta; Diptera; Drosophilidae
Exons: 2
Coding region: 244-690 (148 amino acids)
Source: RefSeq, a predicted model, not a curated record